Messenger RNA from Penicillium salamii, 1200 nucleotides. NCBI's taxonomy places the organism in Eukaryota, Fungi, Ascomycota, Eurotiomycetes, Eurotiales, Aspergillaceae. The record is from the annotation of a GenBank genome assembly.
AUGAGUCCUCUGCGAGUAUGGCUGAAGAGCUUCUUUCGGCCCCCCUGGCCUGUGAUUGUAUUUCCCCAUACCGGCUUUGAUGUUAUCGAAGAGCCCCUUGUCGAAGAGGAGGGAAUGGAUGGAUUUUCCAGUGGUGAUUACUAUCCUAUGGUGAUCGGUGAUGUCCUAGAUUCUCGGUAUCAAGUCGUUGGUAAGCUGGGUUUCGGUGUCUCGUCGACGGUUUGGCUCGCCCGGGACAUGAGGGAUCAUCGUCACGUUGCUUUGAAGGUCCACACUCGCGAUGAAGAUAACAAACACGAGUUCGAAAUUUACCAACAACUUUCCAAACCCUCGCAACAUCACGGGCGCAAACAUGUGAGGGAUGUCCUGGAUACGUUCACACUACCCCGACCUGGCGGAGACCACCAAUGCCUUGUCCAAAAGCCUCUUUGGGAGAGUUUGCAGGAUCUUCACAACGUCAUGCCAAACGCUCGCUUGGAGGUCAAUAUCCUAAAAUCAGCAAUCAAGCAAAUGCUACUGGCGUUGGAUUAUCUACAUACUGAGUGUAAACUCGUUCACACAGAUAUCAAGCCAGAUAAUAUUAUGCAGGAGCUUAACGAUACCUCUGUUCUCAAAAAGUUCGUUCAGGGCGAAGUAAAAAAUCCAUCACCUCGGAAGAUCGUCAGUGAUAGGACCAUCUAUCUUUCCCGUCUUUUAGACCCCCCAAAAAAGUUUGGCCGAGCCUUAUUCUGUGAUUUCGGAGAGGCUGUUCAGAAAAGAAAUCACAAUGCCCAGCCUGAAUUCUACAGAUCGCUAGAGGUCAUGCUGAAGGCGAAUUGGAGUUAUCCUGCUGAUAUUUGGAACUUGGGUACUAUGAUCUGGCAGCUUCUUGAGGGUCAACCUCUCUUCACCGGCCAGCAUCCUACUCUGAACACAUAUCUUACCCGCGCGCACAUUGCGGAGAUAAUCGGACUGUUAGGGCCGCCACCUAACGACCUUAUUCAGAAAGGAGCUAGAAGCCCCGAGUUUUUCGAUCAAGACGGAAAAUGGAAGAUAGAUGAUGUCGAAAUUCAGCCAAGAACGUUGGAGGAGUCAGAGUGCUGUCUUGAAGGCGAAGACAAGGACAAAUUCUUGGUGUUUAUUAGGGGUAUGCUUACAUGGCGACAAGAAGAUCGGAAGACUGCAGCGGCUUUGCUUCAUGAUCCUUGGCUGAACAGUUAA